AACUCCUCCGCUUUCUGUGCCCCCAUCCAAUUCGUUGAAAGGGAAGACAGCCAGAGAGAAGACACAGAAAACCCCAAGAACUGCCUGCCGCCGCGCUGAUGGAGCCCCCGGCGGCCGCAUCUAGGCUACCGAGCUUCGCUUCACAGACCAAUGCCCUCCUGCGCAAAAAUCUCAUCUUCCAGAAACGUAACAGGAAGGAAACCAUUCGGCUAAUAAUAGUUCCGAUAUACCUCUGUGUAUUACUCAGCGUGCUUCAACGAGUCAUCAACAAUGUGCUUGAUAAACCGAAAUACAAGUGUGGUUGCAAGUGUGUUAAUGUGGAUGGUGCAGGUCCUUGCCAAAAUGUGUGUGGAAUUCAGUACUCUACAUUGGACCAGGCGGGCAGUUGCCCUAUACCAAAUCCUCCUGAAUGGCCCACUCUCUUGCAAGUACCCCGUGCCGAGUAUCGUGCCAUCCAGGAUUCCUCCAAAUUGUUCACAGGCCUUCCGGAUGCGUCAUGCAGAAAAUCACAAUCCUGCCCGGCCAGUAUACCCUUCACGGGAGCAAAUGAAACUCUAUCAACUACUGUCAUGCAGAACUUGUUCACAGAUUCACCACUUUCAAAUCUUUCUGAUUAUACCAGCAUAUCAAGUCUUCUCCUUGGUACAGAUAUACCAGGUACUUCUACAGGCUUCAUUGAGCCAGCUUUUGUCUCGGAUGUACCUAUGUAUGUUAUUCAAUCUCAAUGCAAAGCCAGGGAUCCAGUAACAGUCCGCGUUACCAUUGAUGCUAUUAAUAUUCAAAAAGAGAUAAAAUGUGUUCAAGGUCUACCCUUGUGGCGUAAUAGUUCAAGAACAAUCAAUGAGGAGACCUUUAUGGGUUAUCGGAAAGGGAAAAUACGGGGAGGGAUAAAUGAAAUUGCAAUGGCUUACGAUUUCCAAGACUCAAAUGAAAAGCAUUUUAAUGUGCUUGCUAUGUAUAACUCAACUCAUCUGAAUAUCUCUUAUGUCCCAACGCCAUUUGGACUUCUGCGUCUUUCACGGUCACUAAAUGCGGUCUCAAAUGCCUAUCUCCAAUUUCUACAAGGUCAAGGUUCAGGCACAAAAAUGUUGCUCCAGUUUAUGAAAGAAAUGCCUAAGCAAGUGACUCAUCUCACGAUUGAUUUUUCUUCUCUUAUUGGUCCUCUCUUUUUUGAAUGGGUUGUUGCAUUGCUUUUCCCGGUUAUGCUGACAUACCUUGUGUAUGAGAAACAACACAAGCUCCGGACAAUGAUGAAAAUGCAUGGACUCGGGAAUGGUCCUUAUUGGACUAUCUACUAUGCAUACUUCCUUAUUUUAUCCACGGUGUAUCUUGUUCUAUUUGUCAUUUUUGGAUCCCUUAUAGGUCUUAACUUCUUCAAGACGAAUGAUUACGGCAUCCUAUUUGUUUUCUUUUUCAGUUUCACGAACCUGCAGAUUGUAUUAUCCUUCGUAGCUGCAAUAUUCUUUUCAAAAGUUAAUACUGCUCAAGCAAUCGCAUACUUGUACAUAUUUGGAUCAGGGUUAAUGGCAGGGUCUCUUAUUCGCAACUUUCUUGAAGGUGGAAAAUUUCCAAGACACUGGAUUACUGUUCUGGAGAUAAUACCUGCAUUUUCUUUAUAUCGAGGAUUAUAUGACCUUAGCCAAUAUGCUAUAAGGGCUUCUGAAACGGGGAAUCCUGGCAUGCGAUGGAGCGAUCUAAAUGACCAUACAAAUGGAAUGAGAGAUGUGUUGAUUAUUAUUAUUGUUGAGUGGUUGGUUUUGCUUCCUGUUGCGUAUUAUUUUGACCAUGCUUCUUCAGUUGGACACAGAUCUAGUCCCCUUUCUAUAAUCAAACGUUUCCUGGGGAAGAACCCCACUUGGAGAAGGAUAAGUAUUAAUGAAAUAGCCAACAAUGAUGUUCAUGUUGAAAUGGAGAAGCUAGACAUUAUCAAAGAAAGGGAGAUUGUGGAUCAAGUACUACAGCAGCGGAAUAGUGGUUAUGCUGUUGUCUGUGAUGAUCUCAAGAAAGUAUAUCAUGGCAAGGAUGGCAAUCGCGAUAAGUAUGCUGUUCGAGGUCUAUCGCUUGCUUUGCCUUAUGGAGAGUGUUUGGGCAUUCUUGGUCCUAAUGGAGCUGGCAAGAGCUCUUUUAUUAGCAUGAUGAUUGGGUUUACAAAGCCAACAUCAGGAAAUGCAUUUGUACAGGAUUUCAGCAUACAUACCGACAUGGAAAACAUAUACAGCAGCAUGGGGGUUUGCCCACAGAAUGAUAUGCUUUGGGAGAUGCUGACUGGCAAAGAACAUCUCCAGUUUUAUGGUCGACUGAAGAACCUGAAUGGGUCCGCUUUGGACCUUGCAGUUGAAGAAUCUUUAAGAAGUGUAAAUUUGCUUCUUAGUGGUGCUGCUGAUAAGCAAGUCAUGAAGUACAGUGGUGGCAUGAAGAGGCGUCUUAGUGUCGCCAUCUCGUUGAUUGGAGAUGCUAAAGUAGUGUACAUGGAUGAGCCCAGUACUGGAUUGGAUCCAGCUUCGAGGAAGAAUCUUUGGAGUGCUGUGAAGCAAGCAAAGCAAAAUAGAGCUAUCAUUCUCACGACCCAUUCAAUGGAAGAAGCUGAAGUUCUCUGUGAUCGGUUGUGUAUUAUGGUAGAUGGCAGGCUCCAGUGCAUAGGAAGGCCAAAAGAGCUGAUAGCUAGAUAUGGAGGCUAUUAUGUGCUGACGAUGACGACAUCCUCGGAGUUUGAACGUGAGGUUGAGGAUUUGGUGCUGAAGCUCUCACCAAACACAAGGAAGGUGUAUCAUUUGUCAGGAACACAGAAAUACGAGCUGCCGAAGCAAGAAGUUAGGAUUGCAGAUGUCUUCAUGGCCGUGGAGAAUUUCAAGAAGAGAGUGGAAGUGCAAGCAUGGGGCCUCGCUGACACCACCAUGGAAGAUGUGUUUGUCAAAGUCGCUACAGGGGCGCAGUCAAUCGACGAACUCUCUUAGCCCGGCACAAGGGCUGCCUGCUUUUGAUGUUUCCAUGUACACUCUGUAAAAAAAAAUGUGUGUGUGUGUGAAAAGCCAAUGAUUUACUAAACAGACAUGUACUCCAUGUACGGGAGUAUGUUUUUGCUGGUACCUGUAUUUAGGUGUCUAUAUGUGUAUGGUGAUUAUUAUCAUGUUGUAGACGUGUAUAUAUUCACCAUUUGUACAAUCAGAAAAUGUACCUAACACCAUCACAUCAUUUCCCUCUUGUUAUGUUGUUGCUUUCAUGUG
Brachypodium distachyon (stiff brome) is the source of this 3224-nucleotide messenger RNA. Its product is annotated as ABC transporter A family member 7. The record is from RefSeq and is a predicted model, not a curated record. Gene Ontology annotation, molecular function: ATP binding; lipid carrier activity; ATP hydrolysis activity. The transcript is spliced from 18 exons. Gene Ontology annotation, cellular component: intracellular membrane-bounded organelle; membrane. Gene Ontology annotation, biological process: lipid transport; transmembrane transport. Lineage: Eukaryota; Viridiplantae; Streptophyta; Magnoliopsida; Poales; Poaceae. Bases 99 to 2954 code for a protein of 951 amino acids.